Molecule: messenger RNA, 1637 nt
Organism: Hyposmocoma kahamanoa
Lineage: Eukaryota; Metazoa; Arthropoda; Insecta; Lepidoptera; Cosmopterigidae
Product: Krueppel-like factor 9
Exons: 2
Coding region: 124-981 (285 amino acids)
Biological process (GO): regulation of transcription by RNA polymerase II
Molecular function (GO): RNA polymerase II cis-regulatory region sequence-specific DNA binding; DNA-binding transcription factor activity, RNA polymerase II-specific
Source: RefSeq, a predicted model, not a curated record
AUUCCCGGGGCGCGCCGCAAGCGCUAGUCUGCUGCUCAUCCUGAUAAACAUCCUCUCUGCCAUUAUCGCGUGUCUCUAUCACAAUACACAAACAAAGCUGUCACAAACAGCGACUUAGCUACAAUGUACCGCGAGGGUAAUGGACCUAUUCUGGAGGACGUUCUCCUCAGCGACCAGUUCCUCUACGAGUACUCUCCGGCCGAGAGCAUCAUCAAUUUCGAGCUCCCUUCGGCCUUCACUUCGGAACACAGUGAUUGGUGGAGUGAUUUAGACCUGAACUGUGAACCUUUUGUGAACGGUGCUGGUGUCAGUGACAACAAAGAAGAAUUUAAUUUCCCUGGUAAUUGUAUCACAUUCGAUCUCGGCUCUUUCGAUAAGGACAUAGACGAGUUCCUUUUAGAAGCUCUCAGUAGUGAUAAGUCUUAUGAUGCUCCUCAGUCCGGAACAGACUCAUCGGACAGCGGGGAAGAUGUUCUGGGGAGUUUCUCCUCUUUCGGGACUGAAUACGAUUCAACAUACGCGCAGGACGCGCUUUAUUCAACACAAUUUCAAGCUGUAGCCAACACAGGAAAUAGUAUAAGUAAAGAGACGAAUAAGACUGAAGUGAAAAAAUCGUUCGGGGAGCCGGCGUACUGUCCCGAGCUUGGAGCUUUCCGGUGUCCUGUUGAAGAGUGCGGCAAAUUGUACGCGAAGGCAUCACACGUGCGAGCGCAUUUGCGGCGGCACAGUGGAGAAAAGCCGUACCACUGCACGUGGGGUGGCUGCGCGUGGCGAUUCGCGCGGUCGGACGAGCUGGCGCGGCACCGCCGCAGCCAUUCGGGUGACAAACCUUACGGGUGCCGCGAGUGUGGCAAGCGUUUCGCGCGUUCUGACCACCUCGCCAAGCACGGGCGUGUGCACGCGCGCCGUGCUGCUGCAGCAGCCGCCGCUGCCGCCAAGAGAUCUCUCCCACACGGACAUCGAACGAAACGAUUCGUUUAACUACUUUCAAUCAUUUUGUUACAUAAUAUCAAGCUUAAAGCUUUUGUGCCAUAAUUGACUGUGCAAAGAAAAGCGUUUACACUUUCCCUUUGAAAAUUAACAUAAACGGUACGCACACAUGUCGCACCCCUCAAGAAAGGCACAAUUUUUUUAUUACUUUUCAAGCGGUCAACAAUCGGUGUUAAUCGAACACGAAAACAUAACUAUUUUAUGAAAAGUAGUAAUUCUAUGCGUAACCAGAAACAUCCUUUUACAUACCUAAUUUACAACUUUUCAAUCAUACUUCUCUCCAUGCUAUAUCAAAUCACAAUAAACCGUGUUACGCCUCUUUCCACGAAUACAAAUUAAUUUGAGGUUUAAUUUAAGAACUCCCUUCAUUGUGCAAAAUGUUAGGAUUUUAUCUUUUUAUGAAUUUGUUUUUACAAAUAAAUACGCAUGUUUUCCACGAGCAUUUGACCAAAAGAUUUACGGAGCUAUUUCCCUUACACCUCUUUUGGUGUAAAAAAUAAUUAAAUGUAAGGAGAUAUAUCUUUUGCUGCGGUUUUAUUCCAUAACGUAUUUGGUUAUGCUUUUAUUUGUGAAAAAAUUGUGAAAGUAAAGUUACGUAGUGACCAGCGCAGCAGCAGUGGUCGGAUAUGCGGAUAUUUAUUUACCAA